UGAGGAGGAGGAGGAGGACAUGAUGGAGCCACACUGAAAGAAGUAGAAGAAGUAGAAGAAGAAGCUCCAUUUUGCUGUGAAGAUGUUCCCGCCCUGCGAAGAGAGGCACUUAUGUGGAUGAUGGCCAGCAUGAAGUGACGCGGGGAUGUUUGUGUGGACUGGAUGACGCCUGCAUGCUUGGUGCAGGACAUCAUCUUGUCUCCUGACAAUUAAGUGUCUUCAUGGAGGAUCAUCUUGUCUCCUGACAAUUAAGUGUCUUCAUGGAGGAUCAUCUUGUCUCCUGACAAUUAAGUGUCUUCAUGGAGGAACCUGCAAUAACGGCGCCUGUCGACAAUAAACAAGCAAUCAUUCUCCUUCGAGCGACGCCAUGACACAAGACGAGGCGUCAAAGUUGAGGAGAAGAAGAAGACUGGACUGCUGGAUGAAAGAUGGACUGACUGUGUUGUGGACUUAGUUAAAGAUGGACGUUAACUUAGUUAAAGAUGGACGUUAACUUAGUUAAAGAUGGACGUUAACUUAGUUAAAGAUGGACGUUAACUUAGUUAAAGAUGGACCACUGUGUUGUGGACUUAGUUAAAGAUGUGACUGUGACUGUGUUGUGGACUUAGUUUGACGGCAAUACGAGGCAUAUUGAAGGCAGUCAUUGUAAGAUGGAGGCACCUCCAAGCUCCAAGAAGAGUCUCUCCCUGUCCCUGCCGGUGCCCCGCGAGGGUCAGGCCACCCUCAAGCCCCCGCAGCACCUGUGGAGGCAGCCCCGGACCCCCAUCAAGAUCAAGCACCGCGGCUACUCCGACACCGAGCGCCGCCAGCAGCAGCAGCGGCACAUGCAGCGCUCGGACGCCGUGGACAGCAGCGACCGGCCCGGCCUGAAGAAGUCGCGGAUGUCGUGGCCGUCCUCCUUCCACGGGACCACGCACACGUCCCUCGGGAAGUGUGCCGCCAAUAGACGCUUCGACUCAGAGAAUGGCCCCUCGCCAGGCCGCAGCCCCAUGGACUCGCAGGCGAGUCCCGGGGUGGUGCUGCACCCUUCCUUCCCCCAGAGCCAGCGCCGGGAGUCCUUCCUGUACCGCUCCGACUCCGACUACGACAUGUCCCCCAAGACCAUGUCACGCAACUCCUCCAUCAACAGUGAGGGGCACGCUGAGGACAUGAUCGUCACCCCUUUCGCUCAGGUGUUGGCCAGCCUCCGAACUGUAAGAAGCAACUUCACCAUCCUCGCCAACGUCACAAGUCCCACUAACAAGAGGUCACCAGUGACAAGUCAGCCGACUGUUCCUCAAGCUACCCUCUCUGAUGAGACGUACCAGCAGAUGGCUCGGGAGACUCUGGAGGAGCUGGACUGGUGUCUGGACCAGCUGGAGACCGUCCAGACCCACCGCUCCGUCAGCGACAUGGCCUCCAACAAGUUCAAGAGGAUGCUGAACAGAGAGCUGUCCCACUUGUCAGAGAUGAGUCGCUCAGGGAACCAGGUGUCAGAGUACAUCUCCACUACCUUUCUAGACAAGCAGAACGAGGUGGAGAUUCCGUCGCCGACGUUGAGGGAGCGAGAGAAGCCCAUGUGUCACAUCAGCGGGGUGCGGAAGCUCACGCACAGCUCCAGCCUUUCACACUCCACCUUGCCUCGCUUCGGCGUCAAGACGGAGCACGAGGACGCGCUAGCCAGAGAGCUCAAUGACUUGAACAAGUGGGGCCUUAAUAUAUUUCGUGUGGCAGAGUUCUCCAACAACCGACCCCUCAGCUGCACCAUGUUCGCCAUCUUCCAGGAGCGAGAUCUGCUGAAGACCUUUGGGAUCCCGGUGGAUACGUUCGUCACCUACGUGAUGACGCUGGAGGACCAUUACCAUGCCAACGUGGCCUACCACAACAGCCUGCACGCUGCAGAUGUCACUCAGUCCACACACGUGCUGCUGUCCACGCCCGCUCUCGAUGCCGUCUUCACAGAUCUGGAGAUUUUGGCUGCGUUGUUUGCUGCCGCCAUCCACGAUGUGGACCAUCCGGGAGUGUCCAACCAGUUCCUCAUCAACACCAACUCAGAACUCGCCCUGAUGUACAACGACGAGUCGGUGCUGGAGAACCACCACCUGGCUGUGGGCUUCAAGCUGCUCCACGAGGACAACUGUGACAUCUUCCAGAACCUCAGCAAGAGGCAGAGACAAAGCUUGAGGAAACUGGUCAUUGACCUGGUUCUGGCCACGGACAUGUCCAAACACAUGAGCCUGCUGGCAGACCUCAAGACCAUGGUUGAGACCAAGAAGGUGACCAGCUCGGGGGUUCUGCUGCUAGACCACUACACAGAUCGGAUACAGGUGCUGAGGAACAUGGUGCAUUGUGCAGACCUCAGCAACCCCACCAAGCCCCUGGCUGUCUACCGCCAGUGGACGGAGAGAAUCAUGGAGGAGUUCUUCAGGCAAGGAGACAAGGAGAGGGAGCGAGGGAUGGAGAUUAGUCCCAUGUGUGACAAGCACACCGCCUCUGUGGAGAAGAGUCAGGUGGGCUUCAUCGACUACAUCGUCCACCCUCUGUGGGAGACUUGGGGGGACCUGGUGCACCCCGACGCCCAGGACAUCUUGGACACCCUGGAGGACAACAGGGACUGGUACCAGAGCACCAUCCCGCAGAGCCCCUCGCCUCCCCCCGUGGGCCAGGACAAGGAUCUCAACGCCUGCACGGACAAGUUCCAGUUCCAGCUCACCCUGGAGGACCAGCAGGGGGACCGGGACCACGCCAAGGCCUGCCCCAACCACGUGGAGGAGGGCGACCGCAGCCAAGGCCAGGGAAGCAAGGAGGAGGAGGUCCUGGCGGAGGAGCAGGAGGACAUCAUAGAGGAGGAGGACGAAGAGGUGGCCAUGGAGGAGGAGGAGCAGGAGGAGGAGCUUAAAGGCGAGGACUCCAAAAAGGAGAGACUUUCUGACAGCAGUCCUGUAGAGGAGGAGGAGGAGGAGGAGGAGGAUUCUUCUUCACAAGCCGAAGACACAUGAGUGGAGAAGCAAGAUGACAGUACAGACCUUGAAAUGUUGAUCACACAGCAACUGUAGACGGUGUAGCAGGAAGUCAACAACACCCCAUGCAGUCAUGCAUGCGGUAUAUGCAGAAUGCUUGCAGUACCACCCUCCACCACCGCGGGCCGCUCUCCCCCUUCAAUCUUUGAGUGUGGCACCAUUGUUUUGUGUGGAAAAAGCCAUCUUUUAACGGAGCGCUCGCUCACUAUUAGUAAUCCACGCUCAGUAGGAACUCCGCAGGAAGGAAGCGAGACACUUUAUUCCAUUUGUUUUUUUUCCAUUUCUGUCGGAAAAAAGAAAAUGAGGGAGACGCGCGGACGCUGGCGGGGCCGUUGGGGUCCCCGUACCCCCUUUACGAGAUGACCCCGUACCCCCUUUACCAGAUGACCCCGUACCCCCUUUACCAGAUGACCCCGUACCCCCUUUACCAGAUGACCCCGUACCCCCUUUACCAGAUGACCCCAUACCCCCUUUACCAGAUGACCCUGUACCCCCUUUACCAGAUGACCCUGUACCCCCUUUACCAGAUGGCUCUGUGCCUUUUGUGACUCACCACGGUGAAGCAAUGCAUUGUGGGACUGGGGACUUUUGUCUAUACGUGUGUGGUGCCUUUUGUUUUCUCAUUUGUCAAGCUCUAGUGGUGUGUGUGUGUGUGUGUGUGUGUGUGUGUGUGUGUGUGUGUGUGUGUGUGUGUGUGUGUGUGUGUGUGUGUGUGUGUGUGUGUGUGUGUGUGUGUGUGUGUGUGUGUGUGUGUCGCUGUUUGAAGCUCUUUUAAGUCUUCCUUUGUUGCUCCUCUGCAGAGGUGUGGCCGCAGAGCAAUCACUAAUUAAGUCUUUUAUCGUAAUGGUGGGAUAUUUCUUUUGUGCAGAAUAAGCCAUGCGAUGCAUUGUGUUUGUUUGCCUACUAUCAGAGGAAUUAUUCAUAUUGAUGUUGAUAUUUAGCCAGCCCCAUGCAACCAUCACCAAAGUACACCAAGGGUGGGAGGAAGAACGUCAGGAAGUUGGUCCUAAUCUCACUAGUUUACAGUAUAAGGGGAUUCGUACGGCCCCCCCCAUUUGUCACGGUUUACCUGACACAUGAAACGUGACAAAUUGGAACUAUCCACUCCAAUCGGAAGCAUCCACUUUGGCCGCCAGACUACAGUGGAGUGUUGUAUACCUUAAAAUGGGUUUUGUGGUAAUUCCAAGUUUGACCCCAGCGUCAGUUGCUAUGUGGAGUGGCGCUAUCCAUCAUUUUUAGCAGACUGCAUUGUAAAAUGAUUAAACACCGCCCUUCCUCUCACACGAGAUCCACCCAGGAAUGUGGCCAUACGAAUCCCUUCCCGACUGUACGUCUUGUAAUGUUAGCAAAGUGGCGAUAAGCAGCAAAUAAUCAACAUAUAUAUAU
This is a messenger RNA of Entelurus aequoreus (snake pipefish), 4385 nucleotides long. RefSeq names its product phosphodiesterase 4A, cAMP-specific (gene pde4a). The transcript has 15 exons. Gene Ontology annotation, biological process: signal transduction. NCBI's taxonomy places the organism in Eukaryota, Metazoa, Chordata, Actinopteri, Syngnathiformes, Syngnathidae. The record is from RefSeq and is a predicted model, not a curated record. Gene Ontology annotation, cellular component: perinuclear region of cytoplasm; nucleus; cytosol. Gene Ontology annotation, molecular function: 3',5'-cyclic-AMP phosphodiesterase activity. Bases 651 to 2978 code for a protein of 775 amino acids.